CUUAUCACUUCAGCCUAAUUUCCAGUCUUUGUUUACAUCCAAACAACUCCAGUUUAAGCAGAAAAAAUCGUGAAAAGGCAUUUUCCCUCCGGCAUUGAAAGUCAAAAACCUAGUCUUUUCAAUACCUAGGGUUUCAUACACUUAAGAUCGAUCCCUUCUUCAAUAGCUAUCGAUUCGUAUUUCUUUCCCUUGCUGGGAUUAGAUUAGAUCUUCUUCGUGGCGUUCUUUUUGGGUUUCAGUUCAUCUCACUCAUCAUAAUGGCUACUUCCUACCCAGGACCCCGUUCAGGUUGGUUCAUACUUUGUGGGACAAUACUAUCAGGUGCUACGACAACAACCUGAUCUAGUUCAUCAGUUUUACUCGGAUGCCAGUAGCGUGAUUCGGGUCGAUGGAGAUUCCUCUGAAUCUGCUUCUUCAAUGCUGCAAAUUCACACUUUGGCCAUGUCUCUGAACUUUACUGCAAUUGAGAUCAAAACAAUUAAUUCUCUUGAUUCUUGGAACGGAGGAGUUCUGGUGAUGGUCUCUGGUUAUGUUAAAAUCAAGGAUUUCAAUGGCAGAAGGAAAUUUGUGCAAACCUUUUUCCUGGCUCCCCAAGAUAAGGGCUACUUUGUUCUUAAUGAUAUCUUUCAGUUUGUUGAUGAUGGAAUGGUUUAUCAACAUCCAGCUUCAACUGUAAAAGAAGACAAGCUUGAUUCUAAGUUAAAUGUAUCAAGCCCUGUUGCAGAGCCACCAGUUUAUGACUACGCUUUGGAGGAAGAGGUCAGUGAGUACAUCAACUUGGUUCGUAUAGAAGUUUUUCCAGUUGACAAAUAUAGUCUCCCAGACCAAGAAGAUGUUGAAGAUAAAGUUACAGUGGGGGAAGCUCCUGCAGAGGAAACUCUUGUUUUGCAUCACAGUGUGGUGGACACCGUGCAAGAACCUCCAGCUAUACCUUUGGAUGAACCUGUUCAGGAGCCUCCAAGGAGAACUUAUGCUUCUAUUUUGAAUGUUCCGAAGCAGCAAUCUGCUUCAUCUGUUCAAGUUCAACAUUCUUACAACAAGACCCCCCCGAGCACCACAGAUUGGGACCAUACACCAGAGUCUACUAGCCAGCAGUCACGUCCUGCUUGGUCAGAUGUGCCUGAAUCUGCAGCAGAGACAAAAGUUGAGGAAGGCCUAAUCUCUGAAGAAGGUGAAUAUACUGGUGAAUAUAAAUCUGUAUAUGUGAGAAACUUGCCUUCUACUGUUACUGCUGCUGAAAUUGAACAGGAGUUUAAGAAUUUUGGAAAAAUCAAGCCUGACGGUGUGUUUCUCCGUGUCCGCAAGGAUGUUGUUGGUGUUUGCUAUGCUUUUGUUGAGUUUGAAGACAUCCUUGCUGUUCACAACGCAAUCAAGGCAUCUCCUAUACAGUUUGCAGGAAGGCAAGUCUACAUAGAGGAGCGCAGACCAAAUAGCAGCAGUACUCGAGGAGGAAGAAGGGGAAGAGGCAGGGGCAGUUAUCCACCUGAAUCCUCAAGAGGUCGCAUUGGUUCUCGAAGUUUGGGUAGGGGAAACGACCAAGAAUCAGGUGACUACAGAUCAAGAAGCAAUGGUUUGUAUCAGCGAGGUUCUAGAUAAGAAAGAAGCCUAGUAAACCGACCGAAUGCGAGUUGGCUGAACUUUUCUACUUGUGGCACAUGACGGAUUGGUGUUCUUGAGAGUCUUGAUGGGUGAUUGAGGUGUUAGCAGCAGCUCUCAGUGAAACUUCAGAAAAAUAUGCAUCUACUUUUUUGUACGUGUUAUUUCAGUUAAAUGGAGUGUUGGGUUACAAUUUUUAAUUUUGGUUGAUGGGUCAUUCAUGUUUCUCCCUUGAAUGUUGUUAUUUUGUUAUGCAAUACAAGUGGAGAAAUUGUGUUUU
Hibiscus syriacus is the source of this 1876-nucleotide messenger RNA. Its product is annotated as nuclear transport factor 2-like. The transcript has 9 exons. The record is from RefSeq and is a predicted model, not a curated record. Lineage: Eukaryota; Viridiplantae; Streptophyta; Magnoliopsida; Malvales; Malvaceae. Gene Ontology annotation, cellular component: ribonucleoprotein complex; cytosol. Gene Ontology annotation, molecular function: mRNA binding. The coding region runs from base 418 to 1596 and encodes 392 amino acids.